Messenger RNA from Sus scrofa (pig), 3340 nucleotides. RefSeq names its product stress induced phosphoprotein 1 (gene STIP1). NCBI's taxonomy places the organism in Eukaryota, Metazoa, Chordata, Mammalia, Artiodactyla, Suidae. Gene Ontology annotation, molecular function: Hsp90 protein binding. The record is from RefSeq and is a predicted model, not a curated record.
CCGGCCGCCGGAGGGGCCCGCACACUCCUAUACACACGUGCGCGCCCCGCCUGGGCCUGCGUGGGUCGAGCCGCACGCAAGCCCUGCUCUCGGAGGGUCGCCGGCAGCCGUGCGCUCUUUCGGGAUUGGCCCAGCCACCGCCAACUUCCUGGGCCGAGGCGCCUCCCGCGCGCGACCCCGGCCCCCCUCCGCCCCUCGGUACAGAGCCGAGCGCAGCUCCCCAGGGGUCAAGCGGCCCCACCCUGUCCCCAGUUCCUGAGAGCCGCGGGUCCCAAGCGGCCCUGGGAAGGUGACGAGUGGCACGAACAGGCACCUGCCCUGCCCCUCGCUGAGAUUUCAGGAUCCGGAUUACCAACCCCUCUCUACCCAAGCGGCUCAGAGAGGGUGCGCGUCUCCAUCCACGGCACCGCCGCGGUGAGAUCGCAGGCCUGUCCUACCAAAGCCCAGUGCCCUCGCCACCUCGCGGGAUUUUGGAAAACGCAGAACACAAGGGCGGGAUCCGGGAAGCCCUCCUGAGGCCCACCCAAACGGCCACAACCCCCCAGCCCCCCACCGGCUAGGACCCCCGAGCUCGAUGCACGGGCGAAGGGCCAGGGCUGUCGGCCGCCUCGGAAAAACGAACAGCCUCAGCUGGACUCGCCGCCGCCCCCUCCGCCAAGAGAGGCCAGAGGCGGCCCGGAGCUCCUGCAGCCUCGCUCGCAGCAGAGGAUGGCUGGGACCUCUAACUCUCAGAGACCAAGACUGCAGUGACACCCCACCAAGCUCUCUGAAGGGCAGCCAUUUAAACCUAUCAUAGCAAGGUGUCUGCAACUCACCGCCCAAUUGAAAUUUUUUUUAACCUGAAGGCGGUUCUGUCAGGGAGUCCGUCAGCCCAAUGGGAGACGUGGAAAUUUCCAGAAAGAACAGGACCAAUGGGUGCGGCUAGCGCGGCUACGACUGGCGGACCAAGCGACCAAUAAUAGUCGCAGAGGUCCACCCCUCCCUCCAAUCGUAGAGCCAAAGAUGGGUGGGGCUUGUCGGGGAGAACCCAAUCCCGAGGCGCGGGGGAGGCAGGGCUGCGGGGAUUACUCUCCAGGCCCAAUGAGAGAGAAGCAAAGAUGAUGGGCUAGACUUCAAGCCAAUAGUAGAAAAGCUCAGAAAGUCCCCCAGAGGAGCACGACCAGUGAGCCGGCGAGGAAGGGGCGGGAUCUGGGGGUCCCGGCAGCUUCUAGUAGGUUCCAGAAGGCGGCGCGUGCGGUUGGGAACGCGGAGCAGACGGAGUCUAUUCAACGGGGUUCCGGGCCGGACUAUGGAGCAGGUAAAUGAGCUAAAAGAGAAGGGCAACAAGGCCCUGAGUGCCGGCAACAUCGACGACGCGUUACAGUGCUACUCUGAAGCCAUUAAGUUAGACCCCCAGAACCAUGUGCUCUACAGCAAUCGCUCCGCAGCCUAUGCCAAGAAAGGAGACUAUCAGAAGGCUUACGAGGAUGGCUGCAAAACCGUCGACCUAAAGCCUGACUGGGGCAAGGGCUAUUCCCGAAAAGCAGCGGCUCUUGAGUUCUUAAACCGAUUUGAAGAAGCCAAGCGAACGUAUGAGGAAGGUUUAAAACAUGAAGCAAACAACCCUCAGCUCAAAGAAGGUUUGCAGAAUAUGGAGGCCCGAUUGGCAGAGAGGAAGUUCAUGAAUCCUUUCAACAUGCCGAAUCUGUACCAGAAGUUGGAGAGCGAUCCCAGGACAAAGGCUCUGCUCGCCGAUCCUUCCUACCGGGAACUGAUAGAGCAGCUGCGAAACAAGCCGUCGGACCUGGGCACGAAACUGCAAGAUCCUCGGAUCAUGACUACUCUGAGCGUCCUCCUUGGAGUCGACCUGGGCAGCAUGGAUGAGGAGGAGGAAGUUGCAACACCUCCACCGCCACCUCCUCCCAAAAAGGAGCCCAAGCCAGAGCCCAUGGAAGAAGAUCUUCCAGAGAAUAAGAAGCAGGCCCUGAAAGAGAAGGAGCUGGGGAACGAAGCCUAUAAGAAGAAGGACUUUGACACGGCCUUGAAACACUACGACCGAGCCAAGGACCUGGACCCCACCAACAUGACUUACAUGACCAACCAAGCAGCCGUGUACUUCGAAAAGGGCGACUACGGUAAAUGCCGGGAGCUCUGUGAGAAGGCCAUCGAGGUGGGACGAGAGAACCGAGAGGACUACCGCCAGAUUGCCAAAGCUUAUGCUCGAAUUGGCAACUCCUACUUCAAAGAAGAAAAGUACAAGGAUGCCAUCCAUUUCUACAAUAAGUCUCUGGCAGAGCACCGAACUCCAGAUGUGCUUAAGAAGUGCCAACAGGCAGAGAAAAUCCUAAAGGAGCAAGAGCGACUGGCCUACAUAAACCCUGACCUGGCCUUGGAGGAGAAGAACAAAGGCAAUGAAUGUUUUCAGAAAGGGGAUUAUCCCCAGGCCAUGAAGCAUUAUACAGAAGCCAUCAAACGGAACCCAAAAGAUGCCAAAUUAUACAGCAAUCGAGCUGCCUGCUACACCAAACUCUUGGAGUUCCAACUGGCGCUCAAGGACUGUGAGGAGUGCAUCCAGCUAGAACCUACCUUCAUCAAGGGCUAUACCCGGAAAGCAGCUGCCCUGGAAGCCAUGAAAGACUACACGAAAGCCAUGGACGUCUACCAGAAGGCGCUCGACCUGGAUGCCAACUGUAAGGAGGCCGCCGACGGUUACCAGCGCUGCGUGAUGGCCCAGUACAACCGACACGACAGCCCGGAAGAUGUGAAGCGGCGGGCCAUGGCCGACCCUGAGGUGCAGCAGAUCAUGAGUGACCCAGCCAUGCGGCUCAUCCUGGAACAGAUGCAGAAGGACCCUCAGGCGCUCAGCGAACACCUAAAGAAUCCUGUAAUAGCGCAGAAGAUCCAGAAGCUGAUGGACGUGGGUCUGAUCGCAAUUCGGUGAUGACAUGUUCGUCAUCCCCCUUCCCUUCGUCCUCCUGUGGAAAGAGGAGCUGGGACGGCGGCACGCAGCACGGAGCAGAAGGGAGAGGAGGGGAAACAAGCGAACAACUGCUAUAUAUUUAUACAGACCCCUGUGGACGAUGCAGAGACUUACACUCCGUUACUCGUGCAGCCGCUGCCUCUGGGCCCUCCCGGCACACGCAUGGUCUCUUCUGCUGCCCUCGAGUUCCAUGUCUCCUUCCCCUGCCCCCAGUCGCUGUCUCAGCUGCUCUCCCAUAGUUGGUUAUUUUUUAUUUGGGACAGUGGGCUUGUAUGGGGAGGGGAGGGUGUGCUUCCCAACCUCAGGUCCCAGCUGUUCUCACAUUGUUAACUCCACGUCCUCUUCUCCAAUAAAACAAGCCAGUCAGGCGUGGUUAUACAA